UCCCUGACAGAGCUAGCUGUUGCAGAAGAUAGUUUCUGUAUUAUUGUCCUUAGCUUCACUUUGUGGUCUCCCUUAACUAUCUCACUUCCCCAGCUGCUUAGCCACUAGCCAUGGCGAUAAUGCUUAGAUCUCUGCUCAAUCUCUUGCUCUCCACUCUCAUUUUCUCCCACAUCACAGGCGAGGUCUCAGCAGCAACUAUAACACUUUACAACAAGUGCAGCCACCCAGUGUGGCCAGGCAUUCAACCAAGCGCAGGGCAGAAACUUCUAGCUCGCGGCGGCUUCAAGCUCCCACCCAACAAGGCUUACUCUCUAAACCUCCCACCACUCUGGUCCGGCCGCUUCUGGGGUCGCCAUGGCUGCAUAUUUGACGCAUCUGGCCGUGGACACUGCGCUACAGGAGACUGUGGUGGUGCUCUUUACUGCAAUGGACUAGGAGGUGCUCCUCCAGCCACCUUAGCUGAAAUCACCCUGGGAAACGACCAAGAUUUCUACGACGUCAGCCUCGUCGACGGCUACAAUAUUGCAAUGUCGAUAACCCCAUUUAAAGGAUCAGGCAAAUGUAGCUAUGCAGGGUGCGUCAGCGACCUGAAUCUGAUGUGUCCGGCUGGGCUGCAGGUGAGGUCCAAGGAUAAUAGAAGAGUUGUAGCUUGCAAGAGUGCUUGUUUUGCUUUCAAUUCUCCGAGAUAUUGCUGCACAGGAAGCUUUGGAAACCCUCAGUCUUGCAAGCCAACUGCUUAUUCGAGGAUUUUUAAGGCUGCUUGUCCUAAAGCUUACUCUUAUGCUUAUGAUGAUCCCACAAGCAUUGCGACUUGUACUCGUGGGAGCUAUUUGGUCACUUUCUGCCCUCAUCAUCGCUGAUUAAUUGUCAUUAGUGGUUAAUUGAAUUUGGAAUUUAGACUUGUUUGAUUUGCUA
Manihot esculenta (cassava) is the source of this 915-nucleotide messenger RNA. RefSeq names its product thaumatin-like protein. The coding region runs from base 111 to 860 and encodes 249 amino acids. The transcript is spliced from 2 exons. The record is from RefSeq and is a predicted model, not a curated record. Gene Ontology annotation, biological process: defense response. Gene Ontology annotation, cellular component: extracellular region. NCBI's taxonomy places the organism in Eukaryota, Viridiplantae, Streptophyta, Magnoliopsida, Malpighiales, Euphorbiaceae.